This is a messenger RNA of Aspergillus bombycis, 603 nucleotides long. Its product is annotated as copper amine oxidase 1. Gene Ontology annotation, biological process: amine metabolic process. The transcript is spliced from 3 exons. Gene Ontology annotation, molecular function: primary methylamine oxidase activity; copper ion binding; quinone binding. The record is from RefSeq and is a predicted model, not a curated record. Lineage: Eukaryota; Fungi; Ascomycota; Eurotiomycetes; Eurotiales; Aspergillaceae. The coding region runs from base 1 to 603 and encodes 200 amino acids.
AUGUCUUUGCACCCUCUUGGCCCAGCUACCCCGCGAGAGAUUCAGCUGGCGACUGACCUAGUCAAGAAAGCCUACGAAGAUGUCACCAAUAACCAGCUUAUUCACCAUGCUGAAUUGCCUCGGGACUUCCAUGGACCGGUGGACCGUGCAGAGAUGAAUGAAGCAACCCAGGUAGUCAUGGCCGACCCUCGGGUGAAGGAAGAGAUCAACCGGUUGAAGAUCGAUGAUACCACAGUGAUUCUCGAUCCAUGGGGUUAUGGUGUAGACGGCGAGGAAACCCAGUGUUUUAUGUAUAUGCGCAAUCCCAGGAACAAUGACCCUGACUCGAACCACUAUUGUUUCCCGUUGGAUUUCAUGGUUACUGUCGAUUUUUCUGGGAUGAAAGUCGAACAGAUCACUCGCCUGCCCUUGGGGUGUGACCAAGCUACGACACCAGUCGGUUCACCUGUACCUUAUCGCCGAACUGAUCCUUACGAAGCCGAGUAUGAUCAUAGCUUGCAAAAGAAGGCCCCCAGGACAACCGUGAAGCCCUACCAAGUUAUUCAGCCUGAGGGUGCUUCCUUCACAGUCAAGGGCCACUUGGUCGAAUGGGAGAAGUGCUGA